AUGGGCAAAAGAGAUAGAAGGAAAAAUGUAGCACAGAUUGUGUUGAUGCCUACAUUUUGGACAAGCAUUGUGUACUCUCUCAAAGUAGCAAGUCCUCUUGUUCGUGUACUUAAGUUGGUUGAUGGUGAGAGAAUGCCUCCAAUGGGAUAUAUUUAUGAGGCUAUGGAAAGGGCUAAAGAAGCGAUAGCUAAAGCUUUUGGUGAGAAUGAGGAGAAGUAUAAGGACAUCUUUAAGACCAUUGAUACUAGGUGGAAUAUCCAACUCCAUCGCCCUUUGCAUGCAGCUGGGCAUUUCUUGAACCCAGAAUAUUUUUAUAGCAAUCCAAAUAUUGAGCAAGAUGAAGAGGUGAUGGGUGGUUUAUAUCAAUGCAUAGAAAGAUUGGUUCCAACCACUGAAGUGCAAGAUAAAAUUUCUUUAGAGUUGAGUAGAUAUAUGAAAGCUGAUGGUCUAUUUGGCUCAUCAAUUGCUAUUAGACAAAGACAGUCAAGGGCACCAGCCGAUUGGUGGUCCGCAUAUGGUUCUACAACUCCUAAUUUGCAAAAGUUUGCCAUUAAAGUGCUUAGCCUCACAUGUAGCGCAUCUGGGUGUGAACGAAAUUGGAGUGUAUUUGAACAUCUUCAUAGCAAGAAGAGGAACCGGCUAACUCAAUGUCGAUUGAAUGAUUUGGUUUUCAUCAAGUAUAAUUGA
Messenger RNA from Cornus florida, 687 nucleotides. RefSeq lists its product as uncharacterized. The transcript is spliced from 3 exons. The record is from RefSeq and is a predicted model, not a curated record. The coding region runs from base 1 to 687 and encodes 228 amino acids. Lineage: Eukaryota; Viridiplantae; Streptophyta; Magnoliopsida; Cornales; Cornaceae. Gene Ontology annotation, molecular function: protein dimerization activity.